UCGAAAUGCUGACUCGACGAACUUGGCUACCAACCGAAUGAACGACCGGCGACCGAGGACGAGCGUUGUUAACAGUGUGAAAGUAUCGACAUUAUGCCGAGCACGAAGGAUUCUUACGGUGAAGACGUGUCUCUUCUCUACCCGGAUAACCAGAACGAUAAGUUCAAUAGAUUCUCAGAAACGCACUGCGAGACACCGAUAAUUAAAGGUGUAGUGAACCAACUAAGAAAAUGGCCGACGGAUUUGUUCUUCGCAUUUCUAGCAGCCUGUCUGAUACUCGGAAGUCUUGUAUUUCUAAUAUUUGUCACGGUAGCUGUUUCUUUGCCAACCGUCGUUUGCUGUCGAGAGGAAGAAAUGGCGAUGUUAGAAAUGGGACCAUCACCCAGCGUCUAUUUCCUUAAAUUGGGGAACCAAAACUGGUCCACCAUGGACCUUUGCUAUAUCGAAACCGCUGCUUACAGACAUCCCGAUUUAAAUAUAUAUUUGAUAAAAUUAACGAGGGAGGAGCCUUUUGGAGCGAGUUUCAACGAGUCCAUCGUAAAUAAAACAAACUCGGAAUCCAGACAAUAUGAUUCUUCGUUGCUAACUAUGGAAGAUAAAUUGAGAGAAAGAUUAGCACGUGCUAAUUCUAAUAUAAAGAACAUCAAUGUCUCCAUCGACAGAUUUUUCAAAGGCUCGAAAUUAUCGAAAAUCGUAAGAGAAUUAAACGACGAAACGCUGGAAAUUGCAGCCAAAUCCCAGUUACUUUGGAGUGUUCCUGGAAUUGCUAUCCAACCAAAUAUGUUCUGCAAUUUAGACUCUAUGAAAGAGUUUCUUUGCAACAGGAAGAAAGAGAAUCAAGAGGAAUGUCUGCCAGAUAAACUGGCAACUAUUGAACCAGAUAACGAUAUUCAGAUAACAGGAGUUCCAUGCCAGGCUUUCAUGGGAUUCCUUUUGCAAGAAAUAUCGAAGAAAUACCAGAAUGGAAAAUUCACGUUAAGAGAAGCUUUAAAGAAAUAUUGUCCAAGAUCGCAUUAUUGCCCGGAAAUCCGGAUUCUCGACACGAAGACAAAAUGUCCAACCGAUGCUUUAAAUUGCCCUCUGAUUUAUUCCAGCAUUCUGAUGCACGAUUAUCUGAAUCUCGAAAAUCUUAUAACGUGACAAUACUUUAUUAAUAAACUGUACACGUGUAGUUUACAAAAUACAAAAUACAAAAUACGCUGUAUCAAAUUUA
Molecule: messenger RNA, 1213 nt
Organism: Osmia bicornis bicornis
Lineage: Eukaryota; Metazoa; Arthropoda; Insecta; Hymenoptera; Megachilidae
Exons: 7
Coding region: 94-1140 (348 amino acids)
Source: RefSeq, a predicted model, not a curated record